Corvus hawaiiensis (hawaiian crow) is the source of this 658-nucleotide messenger RNA. It is a transcript of the gene FGF22, whose product is annotated as fibroblast growth factor 22. Lineage: Eukaryota; Metazoa; Chordata; Aves; Passeriformes; Corvidae. The transcript is spliced from 3 exons. Bases 1 to 582 code for a protein of 193 amino acids. Gene Ontology annotation, molecular function: fibroblast growth factor receptor binding; growth factor activity. Gene Ontology annotation, cellular component: cytoplasm. Gene Ontology annotation, biological process: fibroblast growth factor receptor signaling pathway; positive regulation of protein phosphorylation; positive regulation of cell population proliferation. The record is from RefSeq and is a predicted model, not a curated record.
AUGGCCCAUCGCCCGUCGCCCGCCGCCCGCCCGCCGCCCGCCGCCAUGAGGCGCGGGGGCCCCGCCGCCAUCGCCGCCUGCCUCGCCGGGGCACUCGCCGUGCUGGCGGGGCCGGGGCCGGGGCCGGGCAGUGCCACCGGGACCGGCCGGCGGCCCCCCCGCAGCUACGGGCAUCUGGAGGGCGACGUGCGCUGGCGGCGGCUCUUCUCCGCCACCCGCUUCUUCCUGCGCAUCGACGGCGGCGGCGGCGUGGAGGGAACGCGCUGGAGGGAGCGGCCGGGCAGCAUCGUCGAGAUCCGAUCAGUGCGUGUCGGCGUCGUGGCCAUCCGGGCAGUGCACACCGGCUUCUACCUGGCCAUGAACAAGCGGGGGAGGCUCUACGGGUCGAAGGAGUUCAGCCCCAACUGCAAGUUCACGGAGCGCAUCGAAGAGAACGGCUACAACACCUACGCGUCGCUGCACUGGCGGCACCGCGGCCGCCCCAUGUUCCUCUCGCUCAAUAGCAAGGGCAGGCCACGGCAAGGGGGCAAGACACGCCGGCAGCACCUCUCCACACACUUCCUCCCCAUGCUCGUCAGCUGAACGCCGCGGGCAGCUCCAGACGGUCCUGUAGGAAAAACAAACAAACAAACAAAAAGGGUUCUUUUAUUUAUGUACA